AUGGCCGCCGCAACAUUCUUCACUGCCCUUGCCGGCGUCGUUGCUGUCAUCGGCCUAGCUAUCUUCCUUUUCGGCAUUCCCCCAGAGCUCAAGCGCAAGAUGGAACGCACUGCCCUCAAGACAAUGGGCGAGAACAAGCUGUCCUACGUCGCCAAAGACCAGAUCAACAAGCUCCCCACCUCCGACCAAACCGACCCUCUCCAGCUGAAGAAGGGCAUCAGCAAUCUCGCUGGCGGCGCAGCCCAGAACCCGCUCGGCGAAGCAACAGGCGAGGCUGCGGACAGCCUGACAAGCCCGUUCACAGGUCGCUAA
Messenger RNA from Ascochyta rabiei, 312 nucleotides. RefSeq lists its product as uncharacterized. The transcript is spliced from 2 exons. The record is from RefSeq and is a predicted model, not a curated record. The coding region runs from base 1 to 312 and encodes 103 amino acids. Lineage: Eukaryota; Fungi; Ascomycota; Dothideomycetes; Pleosporales; Didymellaceae.